Messenger RNA from Recurvomyces mirabilis, 2226 nucleotides. It is a transcript of the gene FAA4, whose product is annotated as long-chain fatty acid-CoA ligase. Lineage: Eukaryota; Fungi; Ascomycota; Dothideomycetes; Mycosphaerellales; Teratosphaeriaceae. The coding region runs from base 1 to 2226 and encodes 741 amino acids. Gene Ontology annotation, molecular function: long-chain fatty acid-CoA ligase activity. The record is from RefSeq and is a predicted model, not a curated record. The transcript is spliced from 2 exons. Gene Ontology annotation, cellular component: endoplasmic reticulum; plasma membrane; lipid droplet. Gene Ontology annotation, biological process: long-chain fatty acid metabolic process; long-chain fatty-acyl-CoA metabolic process.
AUGUCUUCGUAUUCUCUCGACGCCUGGCUACAGUAUUUCAACGUCAUUGCGCCGAACGUGUCCAACCAAACAUACGACUCGAAAACGAUAGGCAGCAUCAUGAAUCACCAGGACUUGAAGACGAUGGUGCCGCAGCCCAAGGCGUAUAGGCGGCCACCUUACACAGUUGAAUCUCCCGACGCGAAGAAGGUUGACGGCGAGACUAUUCCUCGUCGAAACAUCAGGGCAAAGGAUGGAUUGCGUGUGACACCUGACCCGGAGACCACAACCAUAUUUGACAUCCUCAAGCGCUCCAGCACCAAGUAUGGCAAUGCUAAAGCUGUGGGAAAGAGAAAGCUCAUCAAGAUGCAUGAGGAGACCAAGAAGGUCAAGAAGAUGGUGGAUGGCAAAGAAGUUGAGCAGGACAAGAAGUGGCAGUAUUUCGAGCUCAGCGGCUACGAAUAUUUGAGCUUUACCGAGUAUGAGCAGCUCGUGCUCAAGGCAGGCUCAGGCUUGCGCAAGCUUGGACUGCAGGCAGCUGAUCGCGUGCACUUGUUCGCGGCCACACAUAUGUACUGGUUGGCAACGGCACAUGGGGCGCACAGCCAGAGUAUGGCUAUUGUGACUGCGUACGACACACUUGGCGAGGAAGGCUUGAAGCACUCUCUAUUGCAGACUAAUGCCAAAGCGAUCUUCCUCGACCCACAUCUGCUCACCAAGCUCAUCAAGCCACUGCAAGAGGCGAAGGAUAUCCAGCAUGUGAUUUAUAACGACGAUGAGGCACCAACCACCAAGGCCGACCCGGAGAAGCUUCAGGGAGACAUCGAGAAGCUGAAGGAAGCGCACCCCCAUCUGUCAGUGCAGAGCUUUAGCGAGCUCAUCAAGAUGGGUGAGGAGAACAUGGUCGAGCCAGUUCCACCAAAGCCAGAGGAUCUAUGCUGUAUCAUGUACACCUCCGGCAGUACUGGUGCCCCCAAGGGUGUCCUACUAACCCAUAGGAACGUGCUCGGCUCUAUUGCUGGUGUCGACUCGAUCGUCGGACAGUACCUUGGCCCGGGUGAUGGUCUGCUCACAUACCUACCACAAGCACAUAUCUUGGAGUUUGUCUUCGAGUCUGCCUGCCUCUACUGGGGAGGCACCAUGGGUUAUGGCAACCCUCGCACAAUCUCCGACGCGAGCAUGCGCAACUGCCGUGGCGACAUCGCGGAGUUCAAGCCUACCAUCCUGGUUGGUGUGCCAGCCGUGUGGGAGACCGUCAAGAAGGGUAUCCAAGCCAAGGUCGAGAAGAUGAACCCGAUUGUCAAGAACAUGUUCUGGGGUGCUUUCACGGCGAAAAGCUUCCUGAUGGCAAACUCUUACGUACCAUUGUCCGGCGUCAGCACGAGCCUGAUGGAUUCCGUAGUCUUCAAGAAGAUUCAAGAAGCUACGGGCGGUCGUCUACGAAUCACGAUGAAUGGAGGUGGACCCGUGGCGAAGGACACUCAGCGUUUCAUCUCGAUGUGCAUCGCACCUAUGAUUAUCGGUUACGGCCUGACCGAAACGGCUGCCAUGGGUGCGCUCAUGGACCCCUUGGCUUGGACCGACUCCUCAAUGGGCGAGAUGCCAUGCUCUGUGGAAGUCAAGCUCGUCGACUUCGCAGACGCUGGAUACUUCAGCACGAACAGCCCACCGCAAGGCGAGAUCUGGAUCCGUGGCGCUUCUGUCGUCAAGGGUUACCUCAACAUGGAGCAGGAGACCAAGGAAUCCUUCACUGAUGAUGGCUGGUUCAAGACUGGCGAUAUUGGCGAGUUCGACUCAGCUGGCUCGCUCAAGAUCAUCGACCGCAAGAAGAACUUGGUCAAGAUGGCGCAUGGUGAAUACAUUGCCUUGGAGAAGCUCGAGUCCAUCUAUCGCAGUUGCCCAGUCGUCGGCAAUAUUUGCGUAUAUGCCGAUCAGAGCAAGAGCAAGCCUGUUGCUAUCGUCGUGCCAGCUGAGCCUGCUCUCAAGAGCUUGGCCAGCAAUAACGGGAUCAAGGGCAGUGGUUUAGAGGACCUUUGCCACAACAAGGAUGUGAAUGCUGCUGUACUGAAGGAGAUGCAGGCAGCUGGUAAGAAGGGUGGUCUGGUUGGUAUCGAGAUGAUCGAGGGUGUUGUGCUCAGUGAUGAGGAGUGGACGCCACAGAACGGUCUCGUCACCUCUGCACAGAAGCUCAACCGCAAGGGAAUCACGGAAAAGUACAAGGACGAAGUCAGCAAGAUCCAGAAGUAG